Pestalotiopsis fici W106-1 is the source of this 1251-nucleotide messenger RNA. RefSeq lists its product as uncharacterized. Lineage: Eukaryota; Fungi; Ascomycota; Sordariomycetes; Amphisphaeriales; Sporocadaceae. The transcript is spliced from 4 exons. The record is from RefSeq and is a predicted model, not a curated record. Bases 1 to 1251 code for a protein of 416 amino acids.
AUGCUCAAGUCGCCAUCCCUCCUCUGGGCUUUCUUGGGUGCCCAAGUCCUUAACAUGAUUCCCUUCAUUGCUGCUCAGGAUGCGCCGUUGUUCAUUCAGGGUGGCCUCGAGGCCGCUGUGGCGAAUGACGACUCGUACAACACUGGCGGCUCCAUCUCCAUCAAUGGCUUUGACAUGGUCGUUCCAAAGAACAUGCUGGUCCAGUUCCCGGCUGCCUACGUUCCAUGGAAGGACUUUGCUUCAGAGGUUGACAGUCUGCUUGGGUAUGAGGUCAAUGUCAUUGGCAACUUUGUCAACAACGUGCCCACGGCCGGACAAAUCAUUGCGUACGAAUUCUUCGAAGGACUAUCCAGUGGCUUUGUCGAGUCCAUUGACUUUGAAGACGGGAGCAUGAAGAUUCGCGGCGGGCCCACGCUGCGCAUCAGCGAUCCCAAUGCCGUCUUUUCGGUGGGCUACGCCGACGCUCCCUUCUUCACGGCCGACGACGAGAGUCCUAGCAUUAGCUCCUUCUCCGGCUUUCCCAUGUGCAUCCCCCGCAACGCGACCGACCCACUGUGCCCGUCCACCAAUCGUCCCUUUCAGGGUUCUGGUACCUUUGCUGCGCCAGAUCCUUUGAGUAUGGCGCCCUUUCUGCCUGGUGACUUCAUUACGUGGCAGGGCAUUCGCAGAGGCAAUGAAAUGAUCUGUUUCAGUAUCGUUGCUCAAAAUGUCCAAAUCACCACGACCGUUGACCUUGUCUACGUCCGUAUGGAGUUGGCACUCUUGGGUAUCGACAACUUCAAUACGAACACGGAAUUGAGAGAGUCCCGAUUCAUCGGCUUUGUCUCCAACGCUCGAGCUACUGCCAACUUGUACGCCAUGGACUACGAUCCGUGUACAGGAAACGUGACAGAUCGCCUCAUCGCCUCUGUGGCACUGAGGAAUGGCCGCAACGAGCAGAAUCGAUUUGAGUACCGCGCCGACAUCACCACUGGCUACGCCAGAGAUUACCGCGCAAUAGCACAAAUUGACGGUGUACCUAAAACUCGCCUUACAAAGCAGGGCCUUCUCGCUGGAGCUUAUGUACAGCCAGUCAACGUCUGGGUUCAGGCUGAGCAGCUGAUUCCCGGCACAGCCCCGCCCGGCAACGACUUCUCUCAGAUGCCCUGGCUCGUUCGAGGUGUUGGUGUUGAUGAGCUCGGCAACGUCUGGGGCCCACUCGACCCUUUUCCCCAAUCCGGUGUCCUCAUUGACCCUAUUGUCUGUGAGUAA